Xenia sp. Carnegie-2017 is the source of this 2693-nucleotide messenger RNA. RefSeq names its product nephrocystin-3-like. The coding region runs from base 388 to 1872 and encodes 494 amino acids. NCBI's taxonomy places the organism in Eukaryota, Metazoa, Cnidaria, Anthozoa, Malacalcyonacea, Xeniidae. The transcript has 8 exons. The record is from RefSeq and is a predicted model, not a curated record. Gene Ontology annotation, biological process: signal transduction. Gene Ontology annotation, molecular function: protein binding.
GAUGAUGAUGAUGAUGAUGAUGAUGAUGAUGAUGAUGAUGAUGAUGAUGAUGAUGAUGAUGAUGAUGAUGAUGACGAUGAUGAUGAUGAUGAUGAUGAUGAUGAUGAUGAUGAUGAUGAUGAUGAUGAUGAUGAUGAUGAUGAUAUUAUAGGCUCCAAGAGAACCUAUAUAUGCUUAAAAUUGGAUAAAGCAUUGGAGAUAUUUGAUCUAAGAGAUGGGAAGUUCUUUAUAGAACCCAAAAAUAACAAUUGUGGCUUUUCUUCUGACAAAAAUAGUUUACCUGGUGAAUUAACAGAUGAAGAAAAUUGUUAUGAACAUCAUGCCACUCAACAAUUACCAACUGAGUCUGAUCUGAAAUCAUUUCGUUCAAAUGUUCAGGCAUUUCAAAUGCUGUUGCUUUGGGAAAAGGAAAAAGGAAAAGAUGCUACUAGAAAAAAAUUGGCAGACGCCUUAAUCAGCAUAGGUCGUUCGGAUCUUUCAGAGAAAGUUUUACGAGAAGAAAAAGAAAGCAAGAACAACGACAUCCAAAGACAAGCAACAGAAAUAAAGUCUGAUGAUCCUGCUGAUGCUAAAUCUCCUUCAAAUUUACCUGUUCACACGGAGAAUAAAGAAGAAAUUAACCAAAUUCUGCUAGAGAUUGUUGAAGAAAUUCCUAAUAAAUGGAAGAAUUUGGCAAUAUUUCUGAACAUCAAAGAUGCAAAAAUAAAGGAAAUUGAAUUAAAUCAUCGCAAAGUGGUCUGGCAAGGGUUUGAAAUGCUAAAGUUUUGGUUUGAAUCACGAGAAAAUAAGCAGUUGUGGUACAAAGAACUUGCCGCUGCCCUUCGCAAGAUCGAGAAAAAUAAUUUGGCUGAAGGCGUUCUCCAUAAAGGUACGACUUUAAACAAGCUUGGCGAUGUGCACCAUCGUACUAAAGAAUUUGACAAAGCAAAAGAAUUUCACGAAAAAGCGUUGGAAAUUCAACAAAAAUCACUAGCUCUUGAACAUGUUGAUGUAGCUAUGACUUUAAACAUUCUUGGUAAUGUUUAUUAUGAUACCAACAAAUAUGCCAAAGCCAAAGAGUGUUAUAAAAAAGCGUUAAAAUUUCGACAAAAAUUACAAGGUCCUGAACAUGUUGAUGGAGCUACGAUUUUAAACAAUCUUGGUAAUGUGUAUUAUGAAACCAACAAAUAUGCCAAAGCCAAAGAGUGUUAUGAAAAAGCGCUGGAAGUUCGACAAAAAUCACUAGGUUCUGAACAUGUUGACGUGGCUACCACUUUAAGCAUUCUUGGUAAUAUGUAUUAUAGGACAAACAAAUAUGCCAAAGCCAAAAAUUGUUAUGAAAAAGCGUUAAAAAUUCGGCAAAAAUCACUAGGUCCUGAACAUGUUGAUGUAGCUACGACUUUAAACAAUCUUGGUAAUGUAUAUCAUUCUACUAAAGAAUAUGACAAAGCAAAAGAAUUUUAUGAAAAAGCGCAGGCAAUUCGAAAAAAAUCAGCUGCAUCGGAUCAUGUUGUUGUUACUGAAUCUUCAAACUGUAUUGAAAUAAAUUCUGAUGAUACUGCUGAUGCCAAAUCCCCUUCAAAUUUACCCUUUCAUACGGAGAAAGUAGAAGAAAUUAACCAAAUUCUGCUAGAACUUGCCCAAGAAAUUCCUGACAAAUGGAAGAAUUUGGCAAUAUUUCUGAAUGUCAGAGAUGUGAAAAUAAAAGAAUUUGACAUAAAUAAUUAUAAAGUGGUCUGGAAAGGGUUUGAAAUGCUAAAAUUUUGGUUUGAAUCACGAGAAAAUAAGCAGUUGUGGUACGAAGAACUUGCCGAUGCUUUUCGCAAGAUUAAGAAAAAUAAUUUGGCUAAAGACGUUGUUCAUAAAGGUGCAAAUGUUGCUAAAUAUUGUUAAACUGAAAUGAAAAGAUCAUUUGUCUAUUUUUUAUAAUCGCCAUUUUCAUGUAAAACUCAGAAGCCAACAUUGGAUUGGUUAUAUUGAUUUACGUUUUAAUAACAUACAUGAAAGAAUUUCUCGGUUCCCAUUGGUAAAUCAAAAACCAUGCAAUUUAUUGCAAAUACCAGAGGAAAAAAAAGAGAAACACGGUGCAGAAAAAAGGAAGUACAGUGCAAUUUUUUGUAAAAAAAAUUUGCUCCUGAUUGGUUAAUCAAACAAAGGAGUGAUCUAAGAGCCAUUAAAAAAAACAUUUCAAAGUCGUGAAAAUUAAAUUAAAUUAAGCAAAGCAAAUGCAAUGUCUGAAGCAAGUUUAAGUAAAUUUUCUUUAGUGAACGAGCUUACACUUCAUUAUUUGCAAGAUGUGUUUGGAAAAAAAAUAAGAACACUGUCAAAAGUAGUUACCUUGUUCUAGCUGCGUGUGUGAAAGCUAUGGUGUUAUUAAAAGUAAUAUCCAAUGGAAUUGUAAUAUACGAGCCAGCCAGAAUUGAGAAAUUUUUUCAUGUAUAUUAAGCCCUUAUUAACUGAGCUCGAGAUCUUUUUGGGAAAUAUCGGACCGUGGUCUUUUUGCACCCACCGAGCCUGUAGUAUAGUAAAGAUCGUUAAAGUGAAGUAAUUAAAAUAUAUAUUAUAUACGGCAUAAUUCGAACUGAAGAAAAGCUUGCUUUCUUUCUCUUCCCUGCUAUUUUUAAGGGUUGGCUUUCACUUUUCUAGUUUUUGUCUUUAAAAAUAUAUCAUUUUUUAAUCUUGUAUCGUCUGCAUAAUUAAACUCUUUUCCGAGA